AUGCUCGCUGCCUGGAUCGCCUUGCGCCGUGCCGCGCGGCUGCGGCGCGAGGGGCGCUCGGCGCUGCAGCUCCUGUCUCGGAUGCCACAUGGGCCCUGCAAGGUGCUGUCAGGGUUCCUGGAUCUUCCGCAGCUGGAGGUUCUUGCUGAGCUGCGCCCGGCCUGGGACUUUUCAACGGAGCUCCGGCUUGCAGAGCGAGCCCUCGAGCGCCAAGCUUGUUGGGCCGUGCUUUGCGGCAGCGAGGUCUUUCAGCCUUUCGGAUCCACCAGUAGCUUCAAGCUUCAUGUCCUGCGCAAGCAGCUCUCACAGACGGUCGUGUGCUCUUGCACGGAACUGUCUGUAAUCACCGCGGAGAGCACGGGCAAGAGAAAGAUUAUGCUUGGGGACAUUUGGUACGACGCCAUGACCCAGGCGAUGGAGAAAGAUGUCCCGGUGCUUCAGUGGUUCGUGGCAGACCGCCAGGAGCCCACCGCCGUGAACGGCGACACUUGGCACGGCGCGGCUCAGGCCCUCGGUACCCUUGGAGGUCGCAGCUGGGUCGAGCGGGCCCGGCACCUGAAGAUGCGAAAGACUUCCUGGACCUACAGCUGGUACACUCUGACCCUACCGUUAUUCCUCGAUGACAUGAAGGAGGCGGACGCCUUGCUGGUCCAACUCGGCCUCACUGCCAGUUGA
Symbiodinium natans is the source of this 675-nucleotide messenger RNA. The record is from the annotation of a GenBank genome assembly. Lineage: Eukaryota; Dinophyceae; Suessiales; Symbiodiniaceae.